CGCUGGUUAACGGCAGCCUGGUUGCUAGACGACUCAAUCUGCGACGCCGACGAGAAAUCAGUAACCUCUGUACCGAAAGACAGCAGCAUUUUAACAGUUUUAAGGAAGCUAUGCUCUACAGCCCACGUUACCGUAUGAACUGCUUAUUAUUAAGGAAAGUUAGCUGUCCCAAAACACGUAAAUUCCCAGUUGUAGCAUAGCUAGCGUCUCUUUUGUUGCCCCCCUGUGUAUUUUUUAGCAAGAGAGGAGGCGACGUGAAGUAAGAUUUGGGAGUUGGGAAAAGAUGACCGAAUUAGAAGUGGGAAAAGUCGAGUUUUCCAACCUAACAUAACAUUUAUUUACUAGCGAUGUUCAGUGCCAAUGCUAAGAUGUCUCUUCAGGCGAGUGAUGUCCAAACAGAUGAAGACUACGAGGAGCUGGUUGAGGAUGGCUUCUCGCUCCCUGCUGAUGUUCCAGUAAAGAAAACGAAAAAGAAAGUCUCUUCUGGCAAGCCUCCUCCUUCUCCAGGGUCUCCAUACCUUACCAGUCUGAAUGUGAAUCACAGGAGAGCAGCAGUGGGUGCUUGGAGACUACCAAGGGCCUCUCUGGGGGACACCAGAUUGGACACUCCCGGGGAGACUGGCCCAGCUCGCCUUACUUCCCUCAGCAACGGCCUUGAUGUGUCUCAAACUCUGAGAUCAGAGUGUGACGCCACACCGGAGCUCCUCAUGCAGACCCUGAGCACGAGGAAAUCCAAACAUCUCCGCUCUGCUUCCAACGGUUUGACUUUAGUUACAAGUGAUUUCAUGAAGAAGGAGGACAUGUACGAUGAGAUCAUUCACCUCAAGAAGAGCCUUCAUGAGCAGAAAUCUGACAACCAGCAAAUGAAAGCCAAACUACGACGCCUGGAGGAAGAUAAUGCCAAGAGAGAGAAACAGAUAGAAUCACUGUUGGAUCCCACUAAGGGAUCUGAAUAUACGCGUAGUUUGGUAGAUAGGAAAAGAGAAGGGAGCGUGGUUAUCAAUGGACUGAGGCAGAGGAUCCUAAAGCUGGAGCAGCAGUGCAGAGAGAAAGAAAACGCCCUGAGAGAGUGGAGUAAACAGAGACUGUUGAGACGGCUGUUGGAGGUGGAGAAGAGGCUGGAAGACAGCAAAAGACACGCCCAGUCACCAAAGAACACCAUCCUAUUGGAUAAGGAAGUCCAGACCACACUCACUGAGAGUCUGGCGUUUACCAUGGCAACAGAGGCAGUGGUCUCCGGGGGAACGCUCACUGAUGAAAGGGAGGAGGUUUCGGAGUUGAGGGAACGCUCGAGCCAAUUGGAGGAGGAGAAAAUGGCACUUGAAGAGUUGCUGUCAAGUAGAGAUGAUGAAGUGAAACAGCUGAAGACUGAAAGAGAAAAACUAGAGAAAGCGACAAAACAGUGGAAAGCUGAACAGAAAAAACUACACGAUGAAGAGAGACGGCAGCAUAAACAGGAGUUGAAACAGUUGCGAACUCGGAUCCAAACUCUGGAGGAGGAAAACAGUAAACUUGCACCGGCUGAGCUUUCCUCUCUUCCUCCCACAUUGGCAGAGGAGACUCGAGGCAGCACAGGUGUGAGAGAGGGAGAGGAGAGGGACACGGGGAGCAAAGAGGAGGCAGAGGGAGGUGAGGAAUCAGUCACAGGUGACGGAGAGAAAGAAGAAAAGGAGAAAGCAGCAUUAGACAUUCAGAUAUGCUGGAGGGAGCACAGAAACAGGGACACAGUGAUGCUGCAGUCAGCUUUAAGAGGCCACCUCUUCAGAGACUCACAGCUGAAGGAGCUACCGGAAGAUGCACUGAAUCAGGUUGAAAAAUCCUCAAACUUCAGCGAUGAAGCUUCCUCCGUUGGUGACACGCUGGAUGAUGACGCCUUGACGACGAUACAGUCGGCGUGCAGGGGACAUCUGGCUCGAUGUAGUCUUGCACGAGAAAGGUCUGUGCCUUCUUUAAUGGAAAACAAUUUUCCCACGCUGGCACCAAGAGGAAGUGCAUUACCACACCCACCCAGCAAAAAAGCCCAGAGCGAGUCUGGUGACAUCGAUGAAGACGCCGCUUUCUAUUCUGAUGAUUCUGAUGACAUCAUCGUGUCUCCGUCACGCCCAUCGAGAAGCUGA
Messenger RNA from Neolamprologus brichardi, 2117 nucleotides. The record is from RefSeq and is a predicted model, not a curated record. Lineage: Eukaryota; Metazoa; Chordata; Actinopteri; Cichliformes; Cichlidae.